CGCGAUUGGCUGGCCGGGGAGGGGCGAGGUCUGUGAUUUGCUGCUAGGGGAGGGAGAGGAAGUCUGUGAUUGGCCCGUUAGAGGAUCCGCGCCUCCCCCGCCUGCUCCCAUCACUCAUGCCCUCCCCCGCUUUCCCCAAGGGAGUGGGUCGCCCUGUGCCCCAGAUCCACACUGCUUGUUCACCCCACCCCCAAGCCUGGAACAGCCGAUCUGUUCCCCCAUCCCCCACUCCGAGGCUCCCCUCCCUCAAGCCGUGACCCCGCUCUCCUUCCCUUUCUGAUUCCUUUCCAAUGGCUCCUCUUUCCCCUGACCCUCCUGUUCUAGUCCUUCCCCCGUGAUCCAUCCUCCCCAAGUGCUAACCCUCCGGAGCCCCCCUUUCCCUCCCCCGACCAUUUUCUCCCAUCCAGGACUCGGAUUCAGAAAUUGAGAGCGCCGCUUCAUCUGGAGAGGCUGAGAUGGACUUUUUACGGCAUCUGUUCUCCCGGACCCUGGGCCUGGGCAGCGAGAAGCGGGAAAAGCUGUUGGAUGAACUCUCCUUGGAAGGGGUGACCAGGUUCAUCCAGAGUGACCGAUGUCAGAAUAUCAUCUGCAUGGUGGGGGCAGGGAUUUCUACAUCUGCUGGCAUCCCUGACUUCCGCUCCCCAUCCACUGGCCUCUAUGCCAACUUGGAGAAGUACAACCUUCCAUACCCUGAAGCCAUCUUCGAGAUUGGCUACUUUAAGAAACACCCUGAGCCUUUCUUUGCUCUGGCGAGGGAGCUGUAUCCAGGGCAAUUUAAGCCCACCGUGUGUCAUUACUUCAUCCGUCUGCUCAAGGAGAAGGGAUUGCUGCUUCGCUGCUAUACACAGAACAUUGACACACUGGAGCGGGUGGCUGGCCUUGAGCCAGAGGAUCUGGUGGAAGCCCACGGCACUUUCUACACCUCUCACUGUGUCAGCUCCCACUGCCGGAAGGAGUACGACUUGGGCUGGAUGAAAGAUAAGAUCUUCUCAGAGACAACUCCCAAGUGUGACAAAUGCCAGAGUCUGGUGAAACCAGACAUCGUCUUCUUUGGGGAGACCCUCCCGGCGCGCUUCUUCUCCUACAUGCAGUCGGAUUUCCAGAAGGUGGAUCUGCUUAUUAUCAUGGGCACCUCCCUACAAGUGCAGCCCUUCGCCUCCCUCAUUAGCAAGGCCCCGCUUGUCACCCCACGACUCCUCAUCAAUAAGGAGAAGACAGGCCAGCGGGACCCCUUCUUGGGGCUCAUGGGUAUGGGGGGAGGCAUGGACUUUGACUCGGACAAGGCCUACAGGGACGUGGCCUGGCUCGGGGACUGUGAUGAGGGCUGUCUAGCCUUGGCGGACUUCCUGGGAUGGAAGAAAGAGCUGGAGGCCUUGGUGAAGAAGGAGCACGCAGCCAUCGAUGCCCAGGCGGGGACCAGCCUGCAUCCUCUCUCAGCCCCGGCAAAAUCUGCUCAGACUGACAAGGAACCCCCCAAAGCUGAGGAAGGCCAGAAACCCCAGUGAUGCCUCUGUGCCCUGCUGGCCCUGAGGCUGCUGCUGGCGGACAGACACUGCCCUCAUCUCUGACCCUUCUGGGGAUGAGCAGCUCCUAACCUCUAACCCUCCCCAGGCCCUCCCUGCUCCAGGACGAGGCCUGCGCGCUAAACCUCCCCCUGGCGUCUGACCUUCCUUUCGAAGGUUGCCCUCAAAGCUCUAACCUCUAACCGUGUCCUGGGGUCUGGCUUCUCAGCAGAGGGAGUUUGGGGCCUGCACCCCCUCCCAAUGUCUAACCCCCCUCAGGGGCCCAGGACCCCAAUAUCUCCCUCCCCAGGGAGGUUGGGAUCUCCACACUUCGAGCGCCCCUCCUAACAGCUAACCCCGCCCGUGGGAGGUAAGGGCCUGCACUCCCCACGUCCCCUCCCUUGGACACUGAAAGGGGGUGGGAAGCUAAGGGGACGUGUCUGUGACUGGAGCUCAAUAAAGCCGAGUGGGAUCCGA
This is a messenger RNA of Dromiciops gliroides (monito del monte), 1979 nucleotides long. It is a transcript of the gene SIRT2, whose product is annotated as sirtuin 2. Gene Ontology annotation, molecular function: histone deacetylase activity, NAD-dependent; NAD+ binding. The record is from RefSeq and is a predicted model, not a curated record. Lineage: Eukaryota; Metazoa; Chordata; Mammalia; Microbiotheria; Microbiotheriidae.